Molecule: messenger RNA, 1333 nt
Organism: Penicilliopsis zonata CBS 506.65
Lineage: Eukaryota; Fungi; Ascomycota; Eurotiomycetes; Eurotiales; Aspergillaceae
Exons: 3
Coding region: 179-1333 (384 amino acids)
Biological process (GO): endoplasmic reticulum tubular network organization
Cellular component (GO): endoplasmic reticulum tubular network
Source: RefSeq, a predicted model, not a curated record
AUUUAUUCUUCUCUAUUUAUAAGGAUUAUCUAUCCUUCUCUAUAUUAUUAAUAGAUUUACUGCUUGAUCUCUGCCUAAGCAGGUACUGAAGCUCACCGCCAAGCUUGCAGUGCCACCGCAGCGUCACCGAUUCCUGUCACUCCAUCACCGCUCAAGGAUUCAGCAAUGCUCUAGCACCAUGGUGUCUCUCUGGCCCUGGAGGGGCCAAGAUAACUCCCCGGCGUCUUUCGAGAAGACGCUGUCCGCUCUCUCGACCAAAAUCACCCACACGCUCGCCCGGCAAGAUACGCUGCGCCAGCAGUCCCGUCGUUUCAAGGCCCUCUGGACCCUCUACACUUCCUUUGCCUACCUUCUCUACUCCAUCAUCCUGGGCUUGGUCCUCGGCUGGCAGAACUGGGGGAUUCUCGAAUACGCCGCCGUCAUCGGCGGGCCUCUCCUCAUCUAUACAGUUCGGAUCACUGGCAGUAAAUACUUUGAAUACCGCAUCAGCAAGACCCAACGCUCCCUCGACGAUCUCCAGACCCAACGCGACGCCACCAUCGAGAAACUCAAGAUCGCUACCAAAUACAACUCCACGCAGCAGCUGCUGGAAAAGUAUGGCGGGGCCGAGAGUUCUCCAAAGGGAGACUCUGAGAAACGCAGGGAGGCCAAGUCGCAGCAGAAAGGCCAGAAGCAGCCGCAGCCGCAGCAGCAGCAGAUAGCCAGGACGGGGCUGCCUCCCCCUCCGACUGCGAAUAUCCGACAGAACCAUUCACCGGGUGGACUGAGAUCCCCGGGUUCGCCGGCCGCGAAAUCCCCCUCUCAAGUCCCCACGGAUCACUACGUUGACGAACCGGGGUUUGCCCCUAAUGCGUUCUCCACGUCGUCCAUCCCUGCCGCGACCCCAACCACACCACCUCAAUACAUCGAACAUCCAAACCACUGGUACGACCGCCUGCUCGACGUGCUCCUCGGCGAAGACGAAACCCAGCCCAAGAACCGCAUCGUGCUCAUCUGCACGUCCUGCCGGCUUGUUAACGGGCAAGCCCCGCCCGGGGUCAAGGAUCUGGCGGAGCUAGGCCGAUGGCGCUGUGCGAGCUGCGGCGCGUGGAACGGGGAGGAAAAGGUGUGGCCGGCUGAUCUCAGUGCUUCUGGAGCACUUUCUGCAGGAGCACUUUCUUCAGCUGAUGAGGGAACCCCUUCAUCUUCUUCUUCAGAGGAGGAGGAGGUAAUUGCUUCCCCUAGUGAGAGUAGUGAAGUGGUUGUAUCGGAGAAAGAAGAGAAAGAAGAAGAGGAAAAGGAAGAGAAAGCGGCGCCUCGACGAUCGAAGCGCGGCAAGGCCAGGCAAAGGUGA